AUGCCUCCCAGGGAGGACGGGGCAUCAAAGACCUUUACUUGGAUUACUGGCGAUCCACGCAGCAAGAAGAACAUCACACAGAUUCGGCGACAUGCGGGGCAGAAUUCCGGGGUGAAAGCUGAAAAUAGCGCUAGAACUCGCUCGAGUUCUUCGCCUAGGCCAGGACUUCGAGGCUCUACAAAGCCCUUUAGAGCUGUUCAUCCUUCUUCCAAGGUUGACGAGACCGCUGGGAAGUUCUUGAAUUCACAGGGCGAUGUGAACAGUCCCUUCCAUGUGGAUUACCCUUUCAGCACUGCGGAAAAUGGCACGGCUCCCUCAGCUCCCGCUCAUCAAGAUCAAGUCAACGCCUACGAGCCAGUCUACCCGCUUCCAUCAAGCCUGAGAGAAGCGACUUCUACGAACCAAGAGGCUCCUCCCUCACGAAAGGUCACCAUCUGGGAUCUGGUUAACCACUCGGCCGAGGAAGAAGAGAGGCACAAGCUGGAACUACUGGGUUCAACUCCAGGGCAAGACACAGACGAUGGUCGAGCCGAUUAUUUUGGCAAUCACAUCGGCCAUACAGAACUCAAGCAAGCAUUGAGCGAGGUACGGGCACAUUCUCCGCGCAACUCUCGGAAAGUGUCUCCGUUGCCGGCUACUGCAGCCCUGCAAGCCAACAUUGCCAAACGCCGCAAGCCCACCGCGCAGGCGGGUCACUCGAACGCAUCAUGGCGCAUCGGUAUGGCGCCCUCCGCCGUCAUGACUCUGUCCAAGGAAGACUCACAAAUAGAACAGAUCCUCUUACAAACCAGCACCUUCUACACGAGCAAGUUCGAGUCCUCGUGGUGCGGACAAAUCCAUGACAUCGAGCGCAUCAACUCUUUCGAGAUGCUGAGCGUUGAAAAUUUCAGCGGCUCCAUCACAACGGCCGCCGGACUGAUGGCUGUUGGAAGGAUUGACUCGGCCUCAUCCAUACUCAGCCGUGUCCUCCCUACGCUGUCAGACCUCCUGAUCUUGCAACACCCAAAGCUUUACUACAUCCUCGCAGACCUCAGUCUUGACACCUCCAACACUGAACUCGGACGCCUACGUAGUCAAGUGAAGAAGUUCGCUGCCGCCGCAUCUCUCGCGAUCCUCGGGCCUUCCCACCCGAUCACUGCUCUGCUCCAACUCACCCUCACGAGCACCGACCAGCGUCUCCGACUCCGCGAAUUGAUUCAGCGCAAAAUUCACGAGCUGCACGAACACCUUUUCAGUGCCACCUCUCACGAGACAACCGCGCAGUACUACUACCUCGCGCGUGUGCUCGCCCAGCUGGGACACCUGGAUGAAGCAGCUCGCAUACUCACGCGAAUCAUUCCUAUGUGGGAAAACACCCACACCAAAAACAGUCUCCUGCCCGUGACCGGCCUUCUCGAACUCACCAAAGUCCACCUCGCCUUGGGUAACACUAAUCAAGAUACAGAAUCGCUCGUAUCCGAUGCUCUGCGCCGCACACUGACCAUCGAAAAAUCUUCGGAGGACCAGUCAUCCCCUCUAGCGGAAGUGGUGCACUCAAGGAUGGGCUGUUUGAGAACACUGGGCCGGUUACAUGUGAUGAGGGGAAAUGUGCAGACCGCCAUGAUGCAGUAUACAGCCGCAGUGAGUGUCGGCGUAGGGGAGCUGGGAGCGCGCGUGCCCGCUGUGCAGCUCGCCGUGGCGGAUCUCGAUGCGGUGACUCGCAUGACUGUGCAUUCGGACGACGACGACGAUGACAACAACACCCUUCACGAUGUAGAUCGAGUGGCGCUGCCAUCAGUGAAGCUCGGACCUGACAUCUGGGAAGCGGCGAGGCUGAAUCUAGACGCCUUCUUGAAUACCGAGGGUUCAUGA
Molecule: messenger RNA, 1851 nt
Organism: Fonsecaea monophora
Lineage: Eukaryota; Fungi; Ascomycota; Eurotiomycetes; Chaetothyriales; Herpotrichiellaceae
Exons: 1
Coding region: 1-1851 (616 amino acids)
Molecular function (GO): protein binding
Source: RefSeq, a predicted model, not a curated record